Chironomus riparius is the source of this 2330-nucleotide messenger RNA. The record is from the annotation of a GenBank genome assembly. Lineage: Eukaryota; Metazoa; Arthropoda; Insecta; Diptera; Chironomidae.
AAGAAAAUCUGUUAAAUUUUGCUAGCUGUCUUCUGAGCAAUAGAAAAGUAGAUUAAUGUCCUCAAUUUGGUUCAAUUGAAAAUAAACAAGCUACAAUUUUAGGUCAUAGAACAAAAUUACUUAAAUAUAUCCACAAGUGUGUUCUUAUCAAGUCAUACAGUCAUGUAGAAAGGUAGUAAAUACACAAGCCUUUUUUACUUCUCUCGUAAGAUACUCAACUAUAUGGCUUAAUUAUAUAAUUUCCCCAAAAUCUACUUAAUCGUUAUCAGUUAUCAGCCAGACCACCACGAGUGCUGCAAUCAUACAUGUAUCGAAAUGUUUUGUUGUUAACAAUGAUAAUCUCUUUACUGCGCAUUCCCGAACUCAAAUAUAUUGUUGCAAUCAUUCCUUUUAUCCAGACAAUAUUUUUUUUUGUGUAUGUUAUCAGUGUCUGACUUUCUGAAGAUGUUGAAAAAUCAAUAAUUUUAGUAUAGCCAUUACUUUUAAUAUUUUUAAAGAGAAAAAUAAAGCAAUUGAUUGCUUCUUUGAGUGUUUUUCCUCGAGAGUCUACUUGAUUGACAAAAACAGUGACAAAAGGAGAGUGUAAAGAAAUAUUGUGCCAAUUAAUCAAAAUGGCGAGGAUGAUAAAAGAUAAGACUUUUUGCUAGUCGACUAAGCUUGUUGAACUUUCUUCAUAGCAACCAGCAUACUUUAAAGGAACCAAACAAAAACAUUUGCCAAAUUUACAAAAUUAUCAAGAGCCUGAAAUAAUCACGAAUGGUCACCGACGGUGGGGAUCCUUCUUUUUUGUUCACCUUAAAAAUGAAACGCCAAAAUAUCCGAACUUUAUCAUUAGUCGUCUGUACCUUCACAUAUUUGCUCGUGGGUGCUGCAGUCUUUGACAGAUUAGAAUCAGAAAAUGAAGCUAUUCGGUGGGAAUUUCUCAAAUCAGCAAAAGAAAACUUCCAUAAAAAGUACAAAAUGACUGAAGAAGAUUAUAGAAUGCUGGAAAUUGUUAUCAUAGAGAAUAAGCCUCAUAAAGCUGGACCACAAUGGAAAUUUCUCGGUGCAUUCUAUUUUGCGACUGUUGUUUUAGCUAUGAUAGGAUAUGGACAUUCAACGCCUAAUACGAAUGCUGGGAAGGCAUUCUGUAUGAUAUAUGCUAUGGUUGGAAUUCCUCUUGGUCUUGUUAUGUUCCAGUCGAUUGGUGAGAGGCUGAAUAAGUUUGCAUCCGUGAUAAUUAAGCGAUUCAAGAUAUUUAUGAAAUGCACGCAAACGGAAGCGACAGAGAUAAAUUUAAUGGCUGCAACAGGAUUCUUGUCAUCAAUUAUUAUUUUAACUGGAGCAGCUGUUUUUAGCAAAUAUGAAAAUUGGAGUUAUUUUGACUCGUUUUAUUACUGCUUUGUGACAUUGACGACUAUCGGAUUUGGAGACUAUGUAGCCCUUCAAAACGAUCGAGCGCUUCAAAAUAAUCCAGGAUAUGUAGCACUAUCGCUUGUAUUCAUUCUCUUUGGACUCGCUGUUGUUGCUGCUUCCAUCAAUUUAUUGGUCUUGCGCUUCAUGACGAUGAACGCUGAGGACAUGAGGAUUGAAAAUGAAGAACUUCAACGUCAGCAAUUAAAGUACAAUCCACAAAUUGUGACAGUUGAGGGCGAGAGAGAUAACAUAUCGAAUAAAUUAAUCAAUUCAUCGGUUAAUGAAGACCAACAAUCAGUAUGCAGCUGCAAUUGUAUGGGAACAAGCAGUGAAAAUGGUCAAUUAAUUGACGGAUAUUUGCCAACGGAUCUCAUAACUAGUGCUUUGAGCUUGAAAAGAGCGUCAGUGUAGAAAGUUCUUGAUUUUUUUUGAAAGACAAAUGACUCGACACUUUUCCUCUGACAAAUCAGUGACUAAGAAUUAAGAAUGUCAAUGAAUUAGGAAAUUCAGAGAGCAACGAGAAACUUUUAAAAUUUCAAAGGUUUUUAAAUAUUUAAAUUUAUAACGACUAUUUAAAAUUUGAAUAUUUUUGAUCCUUAGUCAAAGAUGAUUAUUUAUAAAUUUCUUUAAAUUGUCUUAAUUAUAGUGAGUCAUUCAGUCGCUGAACAUGACAUGACAUUUAAUACAAUUAACUAGCACAGUGAGCAAGCUCAAAGUCCAAAUAAACACAAUUAAAAUUGAGUCUCAAAAAUGCAGAAAUUCCAAUCAAAAUAAUUUGAAUUCAAAAAAGCUGUUGAAAACGGAAAAUUUGUUUAUAAAAUCAGUUAAACUUUAUUUAUUACUUAUGUACAUAUACAAAACUCAUGCCAAAUUUUCAAAAAAUAAAAUAUAGAGAUAAAAACGCAAAAGUUUUCGAUAGAAAAUUUAUUACGAAG